Blepharisma stoltei is the source of this 1338-nucleotide messenger RNA. NCBI's taxonomy places the organism in Eukaryota, Ciliophora, Heterotrichea, Heterotrichida, Blepharismidae. The record is from the annotation of a GenBank genome assembly.
AUGGAAAACAGGCACGAAUCUGAGGAAAUUUCAAGCUUAUCUGUAGAACUUCAUGUCUUGAAUAAGAAGCUGAGACCUGAUGAAUGCAUUGUGUUGUUUAAUCUAAAAGAAAAGUGGUGCAAAAAGCUGAAGAUGGAAGAGGUUGUGAAUUAUGAAGAUUUCGUCCACCCUGAAGAACCUUGUAUAGUGCUUUUCCAAAUGAAAAGUGAUGACUAUCUGGAAGAUAUAAAAUUUGUGUAUAAUAUUGACUCGUUUAUAGAGACAGAGUGCUCUCAAGCUAUGCUUAGAAAUGGUAAUGAUAAUAUUACAAAGCUAGAUGAGGAUAUCUUAUUGACGAUUUCUGAUGCGAGCUAUUAUGACGAUCUAGAUAAGCCUGCAAAAAUAUACUAAAUAUUAUUAAUUUAUAUAAAAAUUUAAUGAAUUAGAAUAUGCGGACUAUUAUGCAGAAAAAUUAAUUUAAAAUAAAAUAAAUAUUUUGCUGAGAGAUAAUUUAAUGCUGAUAUUUGCGUCAGAGCCACUUUACUGCAUUGAGCAAUGCUUUCAAAAAGAGCUUAAUUUUUCUGAUUUCCCAAAUAUGAAUAUUGGUCAUGAGCAAUGAAAAUUCAUGACCCACAGAAUCAGAAGCAACCUUAGGCUGGAAAUCGGAGAAGAAGACGGCUGUUCACAAAUUGAAGCAAUUUUACACAGAAUUAUUGAAGUAAUUUUUGCCAGAUUUGAAGAAUAUAUUUUAUUAGCAGGAGAAGAGGGAAAAGUCUGUAACAGAUUUGCAACGAGUUUAAGCUUUCGAGAAAGAUCAGAUUUUAUAUUAAGGUCUUCCAUUGCGGAAAGAAAUUUAGUUUAUUUGCAGGAUUUAAUAAAGCCAAAAGCAAAAAUUUUGUCUGAUUUAAGCAGAUAUUCUUAAUGCCUUGAUUUUAGGCCGAAAAUAUUUUAUAAUGGGAUAGGAAAAAAUUAUAGAGAAAAGAAUAUAAAAAAGGCUCAAUAAAUUUUUGCUACUAUUUAAGAACACUGGCUCAUAGAGCUAAGAAAAUGUCACAUGUGAUAAAAUCUCAUACUCAUAUGAUCCAGACAGCACAAUAUUUAUAUGAUGUAGCUACUGAUGAUGCUUUGACAAAAAAUUCAUUUAAGCUAGCUUUUCAAACAAGACUGUUUAUGGUUGCGGCCACGACUUUUAUACCGAUACUGAUAUUUGUAGGGAUGAUGAGCGUAAAUAUUAGAAUUCCAUAUCAGGAUUAUAGUACGAAUGGAGGAGAUUUAAAGCCUUUUGUAACUAUUGUAGGAGGAUCAUUAGGAUAUUAUAUUAUUGUUAUGCUGUACUUCAGAUGGAGAAGGUGGAUAUAA